CGCGUCAACUCCUGUUUUCAAUUUUUAAUUCAUUUUUCAUACGAUAAACUAAUAAGAUUUGGAGUUAGAUUACUCAGAACUAGUCUGGAAACCGUUCCAUCCUAAGAUUUAUUCAUAUUCAUCCAGUUACAAACGACCACAGAUUUCUAAAGACCCAUUUUUUCCGCCCUGUAUUCAUCAAUACUUGCAAUUAAAUAUGAUUAACUGAUUGAGAAUACUGAGACAUCAAAAUCCCUACGAUGAACAAUUUACCACCAAUCAUCACAAAUCUUUCUCCACAAAACUUCAUUAGUUUUUUCGAUCAAUACAUAACUAAAACAAUCACUUCUAAAAUUAAUAAGUGGAACAAUCACGACAGCUUGGAACAGUUCCAUUAAUCAUUAUUAACGACCUGUCGCGUGCUGAACGUGAUUUAAUGAGUGCGAUAAUUUCAUAGCGAUUAGCCGCAGAGAUAACUAAAUUCGGGUGUUGAAUCAAUCACGAAAAAAGAGUUCUAUAACUUGAAAUGCGACACUUGUGGUUUUUUCAAAUGUUUAAAGCUGGUUCCUCCGAGUGAUGACUGAAGCUCAAUCAACACUCGAUGAUAUAGGGGCUAUUACUACAUUUUUAAUGAUAGAGGUUGUAAAAUAUGACACCUCAAUAAACAAAAAUUUUUUUGUUAUUAUUGAAACCUAGUGAGAUAUCCUUGCAAAUGACUUACGGAUGCCCCUGACGCUCCGUUGUUCACCACCACCAGGUGAGUUCUGGAAUUCCUUUGAUAUUCUACCACUCAGAAAUAUCAGUCGAGCUAAUUAAUCCAUUGGAAUAUUGCAGUAUAAUGCACAAAGAGCAUGUGAUUUAUCGAAAUAUCAAAACGUCGUCGGAGCCGACGUGACAAUAGAAUUUAAUUUUCAAGGUUUAAUUCGAUUUUUAAAAUUGAAAGUGUCAGUACACCUUGUGAUUGCAUUCUGCCCACGUCUAGCUACUGCAUUUCCAUAUUCAAAAUCCAAUAACAUCCUAUUUCGACGGAUUACUAUUUUUUUUCUGCGGAAAGUAGAAAUUAUAGAUACACAUAUCAAUGAAUUUGAAUAUUCAAUCGUCAUCAAAAUAAUUGAAAGGAGGGAACUAUGAUGUUACGAAAUUCAUUCCUCGGCUGUCUGAUAUUUAUGAACCUGUUGGGAACUUAUAGUUCCCAAACUGAACAAAUCACCUCACCUGGAUACAAUAAUGGUGUCUCCGACGAUCUAACCACAACCACUCGUUCCCUCGUCGAGAUGAAAUCCGUAAUGCACAGCUGCAUGAACGAGAUCAAAGACAUUGGCACUGACGUAGCCUUGAUAAAAUUCCAAACCCUGUAUCUACCAAGGAACCUGACUCGGUUGAAUUUUCAUCUGGAGAGACGAGACAAGUUGAUGACGCAGAGAAUGAACAAUGGGACUGAGACACUUGUCAGUGGAAUGAAAAGCCUCAACACCUACUACAAAAAAAUGCGAAAAGACUACAAGAAAAUCCGGAAGGAUUUGCAACAAUUGAAAGAGUUCAUAGGAAAUGGGUCACUCGAGAUGUCCUGUCCUGUGUCUGUUCAGCCCGAUGGACAGGUGAGUCCUCAAUCAGAUUUUCUAGGGACUCCUCAUCCAGAUGCAAUCGCAGAUCCACAUCUGGGUGGGACUGUGGCGCCCCAGUUGCCAGAUUUACCAGUGGUUCACCAUCCAGUUCAUCCAUCCACAAUUUCCCCGACAAUCGACCACCACCUCAACAGCCUGAUAUUCGGCCAGGAGCAGAUAAAAAAUCAGAUCGACGAAGGUAUCGCCAAACUGGACGCAUCGGUCGCUCGUCUCGAGAAGAAAUUGGAGACGGCCUUCGCUGACUUCAACCAGGACACGAAGCUCAUCCACGAGAGAGUCGUCCGCGACAUCGCCAGAGUGAUGCAACAGAUAUCCGACCUGAAAGGCAUGAUCACAUCGCCCAGCGGUCAGCCGCCAGCCACAUCUCAAUCUGGUAAAAAAUUCAAUGCAUUCCCCCCCGUCAGAAAAUCACAUCCCCAACGCCCCCAACGCCGUUCAUCCAAUAUUCCCCUCCAUGGUGUAUCAUCUCGUCUAACGCUAGCCGAAUUGGUUAAAUUUUUGUCAAUGAUUAAAAAUGCCAGAGGGAUAUUCGAUAGAAUUCUAGAGAAGAAACCAAUUGUGGGACUCGGCGGGACAAUCGGCAUGGGGAAGCUCAUAGAAGCGCCAGAAGGAUUUCCAGAUUACGCGGGCCUCAUGGGGGGAAUUUCGGGGAUCGCGCUGAUUCCCAAUGAGGAAUUAAACAGUAUAGCUGAUUUGCUUUUGGAACUUCCAGCGGUUUUCGGUAUACCGUUGCCUCCACUGUCAGAAUUGCCAAAUUGGCUGGUAGAUACCAUUGGGGAGCCGAUUGGAACGCCGAGGCCCGCAAUGCCAGUCAUAGAUAAUAUGUAUGAACCAACGGUUUUGCCCCCAGAACAACCUGACGCCUGGUUGCCUUGGUUAAUACCAGAAUCCACUGGAUCACCUGAUGCAUUACCUGAGAUAGUUGAACAGCCUGACAGUCUGGAUUUGGAGCCAGAUCUGCCGAUUCCACCACUUCCAAAGCCCACACUUCCUGCACCUCAUCUUGGAGGCCUGAUCCCAGAGCCCACAAUACCAACGGUCCUGAAACCAGGACCUCCUUCACCGAUUAUUCCGGAAAUUUAUCCUACGCAGGCAACUCGACCUCCAGGAGCUUCACCCACAACUCCAUCUGUUCCUGAACCAGCGAGUCUUCUAGAACCCGUCACCGUUCUUAAAGCAGCAGGCCUUGAAAAUCAUUGCGCUUGUUCCUGCCCCUGCGAGUGCACCUGUCCUAUAUUACCGCUUGAAUUUCCGAAGACUACCACGAGGCAGUGGUGGACGAAAUUUCAUCAAUCUCUACCACAUUCUAAAGUUCCGCAGUGUAAAUGUCUCUGCGCGUGCCCGUGUCCACCACUGCAUAGCACCAAAAGACCUCCUCAUAUCAUAAUGGAGGAGGAACGGGAUACGGAGAGGUCUCCCUGGAGUAUCCAAGAGGAUGAUUCGCCUAGCUAUUAUGAUGAUACGAUGACGACUGGUCACUGGCAAUCACCCGUCUCUGAAUCUCCGGUUGCUGAUGGCAAGGGUGAUCGUUGCUGCCACAGGAUUGAAGAACUGUCCAACGAUAUCGGGGAGCUCGUCGAUGACUUUCAGAUGCUGAAGAUGACUGUGAGGGAUGAGAUGAUCAUCACGAGGGAGGCCAUCAUGACACAGAUGAAUGAAAAGUUUCUAGCUGUUUCGGCUGCACUUGCUGGCACCCAUUACACCAAUGUACUUCUUCAUUCUAACGAUAAGAAUGCUACGGAUAAUAUUGGAGAGAUGAUGAAGGGACAGUUCAGGAGAACUUAUAAUACCUUGAGGGGUGUCACUGCAGCUGUAGGGCGGAUGCGCGCGGUUGUACAGAACAUAUUGCGCUCUCAUUCCAGUGGAAUGAACUACGAGCCUCCAUAUUACAAUCCAUACUGGGAGAUGCACUACAGACACAGAGGAAUGAGAGACCCUCUUUUUCGCAGAUCAUCGGUGAUGCGGGCAGCCAGGGAGUCCUUCCCCGAAGGUUUUCAUGGGGAGAAAGUGUGAGGUGUGGGGGAUAAAGGAGAGAUGGGUGAGCUAUCGAAAAUAUGUUGUGUUUUGUUUGUUAGGUUUGUAAUGGAAGCGUAAAUGAUAAAUUGAGUAGAGGUAAAUAAUAAUGAAUACAAGUAGUACAUCUCUAACGCAUGAUGAUCUGUAUCCUAAAAGUACAACGGAUGGUAUUGUUUUGUCGUCGACACUCAAGCAAUUUCAGAAUCAAAUGCCACCUGACAUUCUCCCAGAGGUUAAGGCCAGGGCACCUUUUACCUGAACUUUCAGCGAUGGCAAAUCGAUUUACUUCGAAGUUAAAACUGCCGGGACACAAAGUCCAAUCAGUUCUAUUUCAAUAAAGAGCAUGCAAAUACACACAAUUAAGAAGGAUAUCCCCGACAAAUGGCGAUAAUUAGGUAGACGUUUAUGAGUCAUGAGAAUUAUCGAAUAAAUAAUUUCACGUUUAUUGUCAAGGUACUCAUGUAUAAAACUAAUGUUUUAGAAGGUCGUUCGAUUUUUUCUGGG
This is a messenger RNA of Diachasmimorpha longicaudata, 4124 nucleotides long. RefSeq lists its product as uncharacterized. The record is from RefSeq and is a predicted model, not a curated record. Lineage: Eukaryota; Metazoa; Arthropoda; Insecta; Hymenoptera; Braconidae. The transcript is spliced from 3 exons. The coding region runs from base 1107 to 3617 and encodes 836 amino acids.